AGUCAUGCUGAACGGAGUGCAGGAGUUCAACACUGUUGCAGCAGUCGACACUGUCAUAAGAUAAAUACCACGAUUUGGAACAGCGUAUGUCAUAGAUCUGAAACGCAAAUGGGUGAGUGAAUUGUACGCGGGGAGAUUCUGUCUGGAUUUGAGUUGGAAAACCCUCUUUAAUGUCGAAUAAUACAUAGAGAGAACACUGGCAAUAACUUAUUAACCCGUUUAUACCGUCAAAACAGCGCGUGUUCAGUGGAGCUGUCAGUUUUUAUUGCUCAUUCCACCAACCAGCCGCAAAAUAUCGAGUUGUCUCGAGUGCUGCCCGCCCGGUUAAAGGGCAACUGCAGGUAUUGACAAGUUUGUUGUCGGAACAUUUCAGCUUGCCAUCACAUACCAUUGACGGACCUGGAUUCACUCAAUUGUUAUCAUGUCGUCCGGAGCGGAAAAGAGGCUGGACAGCCGGCUGAAAAAGAUGGAAUCCUUAAUCAGAGACCCGAAGUCAGUUUUAAACUUGGAGAGUUUACUGGAGUCCAUGAAUGCCUUGGCCCUGGAUCUGGACUACCCGGCGCUACGAAAAAACAAAAACAUAGAUGCCUUCUUAAACCGAUAUGAGAAGGCCAUGGUUAAGAUGCGGGACCUGCAGGUAAAGCUGGAGGACUUUGACAGGGUGAAGAUGAUCGGCAGAGGAGCCUACGGAGAGGUGCAACUGGUCCGUCACAAGGCAUCUCAGAAGGUGUAUGCCAUGAAACAGCUGAGCAAGUUUGAGAUGAUCAAGCGCUCCGACUCUGCCUUCUUCUGGGAGGAGAGAGACAUCAUGGCCUUCUCCAACAGCCCCUGGGUCGUCCAGCUGUGCUGUGCUUUCCAAGAUGACCGCCACCUCUACAUGGUCAUGGAGUAUAUGCCCGGUGGAGACCUGGUCACCCUGACCAUGAACUAUGACAUGCCAGAGAAGUGGGCCCGCUUCUACACUGCCGAGGUGGUGCUGGCUCUAGAUGCCAUCCACUCUAUGGGUUUCAUCCACCGCGACGUGAAACCAGACAACAUACUGCUGGACCAAAAUGGCCACCUCAAGCUGGCUGACUUUGGCACCUGCAUGAAGAUGGACUUGACAGGCAUGGUCCACUGUGACACAGCGGUGGGUACUCCGGACUACAUCUCCCCCGAGGUGCUCAAGUCUCAGGGGGGCGACGGCUACUAUGGCCGCGAGUGUGACUGGUGGUCCGUGGGGGUCUUCAUCUUUGAGAUGCUGGUCGGUGACACCCCAUUUUAUGCCGAGUCACUAGUAGGAACGUACGGGAAGAUCAUGGAUCACAAGAAUAACCUUAACUUCCCAGACAACGUGCAGAUGUCCAACGAUGCCAAGGACCUCAUCUGUGCCUUCCUGUCUGACAGGGAGGUGCGUCUGGGGAGGAACGGCGUGGAGGAGAUCAAGAGACACCCCUUCUUCAGGAAUGACCAGUGGACCUUCGACACCAUCCGAGAGACCGUGGCCCCAGUAGUGCCAGAGCUGAGCAGUGACAUAGACACCAGUCAUUUUGACGAGAUUGAGGAUGACAAAGGCGAUGUGGAGACCUUUCCCACACCAAGGGCCUUUGUGGGCAACCAGCUGCCAUUCGUGGGCUUCACCUACUUCAAGGAAGACCAGCUGCUGAGAGGUGGGAAUAAAGGGAUCUCUGUGGAGGACUCAAAAGACUGUAUGGAGAUCUCUGAGGAAAAAGAGGACAGCGUCAAAGGAGAGUCAGAUCAGCUACAAAAGAAGCUCCAUUGUCUGGAGGAGCAGCUCAACCAUGAGAUGCAGGCCAAAGACGACCUGGAGCACAAGUGCAAGACUACCACUAGUCGUCUAGAGAAGCUGGUCAAAGAACUCGACGAGGAGAUGAGCAGCAGGCAGAGAGUGGAGUCUUCUCUGAGGCAGCUGGAGAGAGAGAGGGCCCUGCUGCAGCACCAGAGUGCUGAGAACCUCCGCAGGGUGGAGAUGGAGGCAGACAGGAAACGCAGCCUGGAGAACGAGUUAAACAGCCUGCGGGACCAGCUUGAAGAGCUGAAGAGGAGGAACCAGAACUCUCAGAUCUCCAAUGAGAAGAACAUCCACCUGCAGAGACAGCUGGAGGAGGCGACAGCGGUGCUGGCCGAGGAGCAGGAGGCGGCUGGGCGGCUGCGGAGGAGCCAGGCAGAGGCCCAGAAGCAGGCCCAGGCCCUAGAGCUCAGCCUCAGGGAGCUGGUGGGCAACUGCACCCAGCUGGAAAAUGCCAAGAUGGGCCUGGAGCAGCAGCUGAUGGACCUGCAGGCCGACCUGGAGGCCGAGAGGAGGGACCGCAGCCUAGGGACAGAGAUUAUACAGGACCUGAAGGGGCAUAUCCAGGGUCUGGAGGAGGAGGUGAAGGAAGUGAAGGGUUCUCUCUCCAAUUCACAGAUGGAGAAGAAGCAGCUACAGCAUAGGCUCACUGACAUGGAAAAGGAGAAGAGCAACCAGGAGAUUGACCUGAUGUUCAAGCUCAAGUCGCUGCAGCAGAGCUUUGACAUGGAGCAGGCAGAGCACAAGGCCACCAAGACACGCCUGGCCGACAAGAACCAGAUCUACGAGUCCAUCGAAGAAGCCAAGUCUGAGGCCCUGAAAGGGAUGGAGCGGACGCUGCAGGAGGAGCGGAGCUCCAAGCUGCAGUUGGAGUCCAGACUGCUUCACCUGGAGAAGGAGUACUCCAUGCUGGACUAUGACUACAAGCAGGCUGAGCACAAACUGGACGAGCUGCGCACGCACAAGGACAAACUCGUUGAGGAGGUGAAGAACCUGACCCUGUGUAUGGAGCAGGAGGAGCUGAAGCGCAGGCUGAGCCAGAAUGACCUGAAGGCCCAAACCCAGCAGGUGAACGCCCUGUGCUCCUCGGAGAAGCAGCUGAAGCAGGAGCGCAACCACCUGCUAGACAUGAAGCACAGCCUGGAGAAACAGAGCCAGGAGCUACGCAGGGAGAGACAGGAGGCUGACGGACAGCUGAAGGAGUUGAAGGACCAGCUGGAGGCGGAACAGUAUUUCACGACCCUGUACAAGACCCAGAUCCGGGAGCUGAAGGAGGAGUGUGAUGAGAGGAACAAGCUGUAUAAGGACAUUCUGCGGAGACUGGAGGAGAACCAGGAGGAGAGGGAUUCCCUGGCAGUCCAGCUGGAGGUGAGCCUGACCAAGGCAGACUCUGAGCAGCUGGCGCGCUCCAUCGCUGAGGAGCAGUACUCCGACCUGGAGAAGGAGAAGAUCAUGAAGGAGCUGGAGAUCAAGGACAUGAUGGCCCGACACAGGCAGGAGCUAGGAGACAAGGAGGCCACCAUCGGCUCGCUGGAGGAGUCCAACCGCACCCUGACCGUGGACGUGGCCAACCUGGCCAAUGAGAAAGAGGAGCUCAAUAACCAACUGAAGGAGAUGCAGCAACAGCUCCAGAAGGCCAGGGAGGAGGAGAGACAUAUGAACAGCGUGAAGAUGUCCUUCGAGAAGCAUCUGCAGACAGAAAGAACGCUUAAGAUACAGGCGGUCAACAAGCUGUCUGAAAUCAUGAACCGGACGGAGACGAUGCGUACGGGUCACCGCCGCGACGAAACCCUGGACGUGCGCAGGAAGGAGAAGGAGAACAGGAAGCUACAGCUGGAGCUGAGGUCGGAGAAGGAGAAACUCAACAGCACCAUCAUCAAGUACCAGAGAGAGAUAAACGACAUGCAGGCGGUGUUAUCAGACGAGAGCCAGGUACGCAUCGAGCUGCAGAUGGCCUUGGACAGUAAGGACAGUGACAUUGAGCAGCUGCGCUGUCAGCUGACCUCUCUUAGCAUCCACUCUAUAGACUCCACCAGCAUCAGCAGCGGCAACGACCUGGACAUGGACGACAGCGGUCACCCAGAUACCAGGCUGGAGGGCUGGCUUUCACUUCCUGUGAAGAACACCAAGAGAUUUGGAUGGGAUAGAAGGUACGUGGUGGUAAGCAGUAAGAAGAUCUUGUUCUACAAUAGUGAGAUGGACCGAGAGCAGUCCAACCCCUACAUGAUCCUAGACAUUGAUAAGCUGUUCCAUGUCCGACCGGUCACUCAAACAGACGUUUACCGUGCUGACAGCAAAGAAAUACCAAGGAUAUUCCAAAUCCUGUACGCCAACGAGGGCGAGAGCAAACGGGAGCAGGAGUUUGCGGUGGAGCCGGUGGCACUGGCGGGCGAGCGCUCGUCCUACGUCAUGCACAAGGGUCACGAGUUCAUCCCCACGCUCUACCACCUGCCGUCGAGCUGUGAGGCAUGCACGCGGCCCCUGUGGAACGUGUUCAAGCCGCCACCAGCGCUUGAGUGCCGCCGCUGCCACACCAAGUGCCACAAGGACCACUUGGACCGGAAGGAAGAGGCCAUCGCCCCCUGCAGGGUGAACUACGACAUAUCCACGGCCAAAGACCUACUCCUAUUGGCCGGCUCUCAGGAGGAGCAGCAGCGAUGGGUCAGCCGGCUAAUCAAACGCAUCCCCCGGAAACACCCUGGCCCCGCCCCCGCCUCCGUGGCCCAAGCCCCCGAGCCACCCUCCCACUCCUCCCCCCGACUCUCCCCCGACGCCUCCCCCCGCAACUCCCCGAGCCUGUCCCCCCACCGCGGAGCCGUCAAGGUCCAGCCUAGUCGCCAGCAGACACAGCCUGCAGGGAAGUCCAGCUUACCUCUAUAAUACAAUGGUGUGGUGUAUCCUCUCACAUCAUGUGGACUUUGACGGGAGCCUGGACACACAGUGGAAGACGCAUCUACCUGCCUUGUUCUCAAAUUGCACUCUAUUCCCUAUGGCUCUGGUCAAAAGUAGUGCACUAUAUAGGGAAUGGGGUGCCAUUUGGAACACAACCAAAGACUACAAAAUGCCAAGUAUUUACACAUCUUUUAGGGGAAGAGGGUAAGGUUAGGUAAAUGUUGUAUUUAUGUUAGCACUGCGGUCUGACUCACAUCUGUCUCAGUAAACCAAAUGGUUUCACCUUUUGCCUUAUGCAGUAUAGUAUACAGAUCUGUGACUUUAUACAGUAUUCAUGUCAUAGCAAAUUUCUAUAAUUUCGUGACUUCAUGGAUCGAGAAAAUGUAAUACUUUGCAGGUCGCUCUAAAACUGCCUUAUUUUAUACAUGAUUUAUGUCAUGAUGAAAUACAUAGACAUACACUGAGUGUACAAAACAUUAAGAACACCUUCCUAUUAUUGAGUCGCACCCCCUUUUGCCCUCAGAACA
This is a messenger RNA of Coregonus clupeaformis (lake whitefish), 5208 nucleotides long. RefSeq names its product rho-associated protein kinase 2-like. Gene Ontology annotation, biological process: peptidyl-threonine phosphorylation; positive regulation of centrosome duplication; embryonic morphogenesis. The record is from RefSeq and is a predicted model, not a curated record. The transcript has 32 exons. NCBI's taxonomy places the organism in Eukaryota, Metazoa, Chordata, Actinopteri, Salmoniformes, Salmonidae. Gene Ontology annotation, molecular function: Rho-dependent protein serine/threonine kinase activity; ATP binding; small GTPase binding. Bases 422 to 4669 code for a protein of 1415 amino acids. Gene Ontology annotation, cellular component: cytoskeleton; centrosome; cytoplasm.